This is a messenger RNA of Zerene cesonia (dogface butterfly), 2713 nucleotides long. Its product is annotated as NECAP-like protein CG9132. Gene Ontology annotation, cellular component: clathrin vesicle coat; membrane. The record is from RefSeq and is a predicted model, not a curated record. The transcript has 5 exons. Bases 193 to 906 code for a protein of 237 amino acids. Gene Ontology annotation, biological process: endocytosis. NCBI's taxonomy places the organism in Eukaryota, Metazoa, Arthropoda, Insecta, Lepidoptera, Pieridae.
ACAAUCAUAAGCUAACGUCACAAUCGUCGAUCGUUUAUUUUGUCACGGCUCACGUAUAUUUUAUAUUUUGUCUGCGUUAAUCUACUAUAUAGUAUAAAUAAUAAAAAUUAAUUAUAUUUAUCAACGUUACUCCCACUCAAAACAAAUAGCAUUUAACGAUUAACUUAAAUCAACCGAUUUGAACUACACACAAUGGACACUUAUGAAAGUGUGUUACUUGUUAAAAAUGAAGUUUUUGUAUUUAAAAUACCUCCUCGAACUACCAAUAGAGGAUACAGGGCAGCUGAUUGGAACCUACAAGAACCUCAGUGGACGGGGCGUAUGCGGUUGGUAGCGAAAGGCGAUGAGCUAAUUAUGAAGUUGGAAGAUAAAACAUCUGGCGAGUUAUUCGCGAAAUGUCCCAUAGAUAAAUAUCCUGGAGUUGCUCUUGAGUCUGUGACAGAUAGCUCCAGGUAUUUUGUUGUGAAAAUACAAGAUGAUAAUGGUCGUAGUGCUUACAUUGGCCUUGGUUUUGGAGACAGAUCAGAUUCUUUUGACCUUAAUGUUGCACUUCAAGAUCAUUUCAAGUACUUGAGGAAAGAACAAGAAUCUGACCAGGGGCAACAGCAACACCUUGAUCUCAGUUUUAAGGAUGGAGAAACAAUAAAAAUUAACAUGAAAAUUACGAAGAAAGAUGGCAGUGAAACAAGCAGACCCCGUCGCACAGGGGGUGUUGGUGGCGGUUUGUUACCUCCGCCCCCGGGUGGUUCCAAACUACCACCUCCACCUUCACCACAACAUGUGCCCACUCCAUCAUCAGCGAAUCCCACUGGGUCUAACACUGAGUGGGGUGAUUUCAAUUCUGCUGGAAGUGCAAGUCAAAAGCCAACAACCCCAGCAAAUCAACAAAACUGGGUUCAAUUUUGAAGUUAUCAAAAUGUUCAUGUAUGCUGUUUAGGAUGUUGCACAAUACUUACAUAAUUUACUUAACCAAUUAGGCUGCAGUUUCUAUACUUAAUUGAAAAAUAAUAAUUAUGUAAUGAAGUUCCAGUCAUCUAAAAAUUCUUCACAAACAGCUGUUAGAGUCUUGUGUUAUUGAUAUGAAUUUAUAUUGUAUAUUUUAACAAAUCUAAAUGUAAUGGUACUGAAAUGUUAUACUACUUACGUUGUAAAUCUGAAAAGGCAUCUUUAUGUGUCAGUUGUAAUAGGACAAUAUCAUUGAAAAUUAUUACAUUAUACAGUGACAACUGUAUCAACAUGUUUUUUUUUAUAUUUAAGGGAUUGGCUACCUACUUGUGUUUUUGUUUACUUAUAACUUUAAUAUUGUUUAGCAGGAAGUUUAUACCGAAUGAGAAAGGAGUAUUGAAGAAGUCAUAUGAAGGUAUGCAUUUUGUCAUGUGCAAUUAAUUAUUGGCCAUUAAGCCCCCUAUUGGAGUUUUUAAUUUAAUGCCAAUUUGUUUAUUAUAUUUUGUCACUUAAAUAUCUCUGAUCUGAACAUUUGUAGUUGUGUUAAAAUUGCCUUCAAUAAUAUAUUUUAUUUAACUUAUACCUGUUAAAAUGCGCUCUCAUAUAUUAUUUUCGAGUAUAUUGCCUUUGUUACAUAUCUCUAGAGUCUAGGCUUAUCACUUUCUAACUAGAAAUUUAAAAAAAUGUGAAAAUGCAAUAUUAUUCGCGAUUGUACUCUAAUAAUUAUUAACCAUUGGCAACUUGCAUAGUGUAUGUACUACUUAAAACAUACUUUGUUAAUCGUAUUGGUGUGAUUUAGAACAUAACUCUAAGUAUAAGAUGGCUCAAUGUGAAAAUUGAAACAUGAUUAUUGAUAUGAAAUUAUGAGGUUCUGGAUAAAAUGUCAACUAUAGCAGCUUUUGACUCAUAACAUAUUUUUGAAGAACAUUGAUGUGUAGAUUUUAAAUUUUAAUAUAUUUGGCAGUUAUAUGGAGUGGAGUGUGCUAUAUACCAGUAAAGUUAUCUAAUGAGAAUCAAUAUUUAGUUGCUGUUCUUGCCCAAUGAUACCGCAUUAGUUAUCAUUUGAGCAUUUAUGUGAUGAAUGUUGUUAAUUCGUUAGUAAAUGCGUCAUACACAGUUUUUUACCAUCAGGCACUUACUUCAUAGGCUAUUAUCGCAUAGUUAAAGUAUUAGCAAUUAGAUACAUAUUUUGUUAUUGUGUACAAAUGUAUGCAAUAGUGUGUAAUAUAAUCUUUAUCUGUAUAUGAUGUGUUACUCAUACCUUAAAUAAUUAUUAACUAUUUAGUUACUAUAUACCACUACAUUUCUGACUUUGGUUUACUUUCUAUACUUUAGAGAAUAGGUUUGGGCGUUUUCUAGUGCUAUUAAAAUUAACAAUCUCCAUAUGUCAUAUGUAGUAGUGCAGUUCAUUCUAUUUUAAUUGAUAUAUUAGAAAAAGCAAAUACGCUGCGAGUUGAGAACUACAAUCAUUUUUAGGAAUGUCGGUUUGAUUGAUUCGAAUACUUAAGUAGUCAGAAAUGAAGAGGGUUAGUAUCUUUUAAUUAUAAAGGGUAGCUGUGGUAGAUUGUUUUUGCUCUAAAUCAUAACGUUGAAAUGAUAAUUGUUACAAAGAACAGAUCACAGAUACACAUUUAUGUAAAUAGCGGAUAAGUGAAGAAUAAAGAUUAUUUAUAUUAUGUAUCUACAUCCUUUAUUUUCAUACAUAAAGUUGAUCUGUUCUUGGUGUUCUAUUUGACGAUGUACAAAAAUAAAUCAAAAACAGUUACAA